UCCCGCCUCCCCUCCAGCGCCGUGCACGGUGGUUGAGUCCAGGCUGCUCCCGGCAGUGAGCUGCCAGAUCUGGCUGGAGACAGAGUGAGACGGAGCUGGAGGGCGGCGGGAGGAUGAAAGCUGGGCCCACCUGAGCACCAUGGCCUCCAAUUGCAGCGACAUCGUACGCCAGGGAUACGUGAGGAUGAAGAGCAGGAAACUGGGGAUUUACCGGCGCUGCUGGCUGGUGCUGAGAAAAUCAUCCAGUAAAGGUCCCUGGAGACUGGAAAAAUACCCAGAUGAGAGGUCUGUGCUUCUUCGGACAUCCCCUAAGGUGACUGAGAUCAGUAAUGUCAAGUGCAUCAUGCGACUCCCUAAAGAGACAAAAAGGCAGGCUGUGGCUAUCAUUUUCUGUGAUGACCUUGCCCGGACAUUCACAUGUGACUCAGAGCUGGAGGCAGACGAGUGGUAUAAGGUUCUCUCUGUAGAGUGUCCAGGCACACGAGUAACUGACUAUAAUCUGGGGGAACCUGAUUUGCUGACAGCAGGAGUGCAAAGUGAACAGACAGAACGAUUUGGAGUGUUUUUGUUACCUACAUCUAAUUUGGACAUCUACGGAGAAUGCAAGAUGCAGAUUACCCAGGAAAAUCUCUACCUCUGGGACCCACAUAAUCCUCGUAACAAGCUGCUGUCAUGGCCACUCUGUGCACUACGCAGAUAUGGAAGUGACUCCACAAGGUUUACUUUUGAAGCAGAAAGGGUGCCUGGGAUUAGCGAGGGACUUUACACGUUCCAGACUGUGGAGGGGCAGCAGAUCUAUGAACGUGUACACAAAGCAGUCCUGGCCCUGGCUGAACAGCACAAGAGUUUUCUAAUGGAGAUAGAGAAAAACUCACGGCGUCUUAACAAGGAUUCAGAGACUUACUCAAGCACCUGCUCCAACACCUCCAUGCUGCCUCGCAGUGCAUACUGGCACCAUAUUACAAGUGGCCAGAAUAACUCAGAGUCUUCCAGUAGCCGAACGUAUAGCGGCAGAGGAUCAGACCCCAUCACGAGGCGGAUGCGUGAUAGGAAGUCCUCGGCAUGUGAAAGGAAACUGCCCACCUCAGCCUCUCAGUGACCAGAUCCUGCCUCAUCCAGUCCAUGUCCCUGAAUUGGAAGGAUUUAAUUGACCUGUAAAAAUAUUAGACUUUUAAAAACCGUGCAGGUGGCUCAAUGCACAAGGAGCAGAGUGCUUUGUGAUAGGCCAUAACUCCCAGACCAGAAGAUGGGGAUUUUGGAAGAGAAAAGCGGUUAUGUGAAGACAUGGAAACUUCCUCUCUGUAUAAAGCUAAUUUUGCACUUAAACUACCAAAAGCAAAUGCAUUGUGUAAAUGUUGAUAUAUACACAUAACAUGAAAUUGUAUAUAAUAGCAGAAGACAGUAGGACAGGUGAAAAAAACUUUAUUUAAAAAUAUACACUACACAAAGAUAAAGGAUGAGUGGUCAGUUAAUGGUGAGAACAUCACUUUGUAUUUCAUGACUGAGCUGUGUCUGAAGAUCACUGAGCUUCUUCUUUAAGCCAGAAAGUGCAGACAAAACAAUUGUUUCUGGUCGUAGAGAUCCACAUGAUUCAACAUUGUAAUAAAACCUAGGUAAAAAGGG
This is a messenger RNA of Bombina bombina (fire-bellied toad), 1623 nucleotides long. RefSeq names its product docking protein 4 (gene DOK4). The transcript is spliced from 8 exons. The record is from RefSeq and is a predicted model, not a curated record. Bases 140 to 1099 code for a protein of 319 amino acids. Gene Ontology annotation, biological process: positive regulation of MAPK cascade; cell surface receptor protein tyrosine kinase signaling pathway. NCBI's taxonomy places the organism in Eukaryota, Metazoa, Chordata, Amphibia, Anura, Bombinatoridae. Gene Ontology annotation, cellular component: cytoplasm.